GAACAAACGAUCGAAUUCUCUCAUCUUAUCUUAAACAAGAGUACCUACCGCUAUCUCGGCCAAAUACUACAAUUUUUUAGUGCUGAAAUCGACAUUAAUCCAUGUGAUCGCGUAUUGACUUCCCUCUGAGAAAGUCGGUGUGUUUUUCGUAACGGUUUGUGCAGGCCUAUUGAGUUCUAAAAUGGAUAGACCAAGCACAAGCCAACAGUCAGUGGAGAAGGUGGAAAUGUUCGAGGUUAGGGAACAUGUUCCGUAUCAAGCGGAGAUAACCAGGGCCCCGGCAGCAUACGACGAGGAGAGCGGAGAUUUGUAUAACUCCUCCUGGGAUUCAGCUUGGAGAUCUAUUUGUCAGCUCUUCAAUUUGCUCCAACACAUGCAAGUGGCCAUUGUUGUGUUCUCCCUGUGGCAUUUCGCGCUAACUUCAGCACCAAGCGGGGCGAUCAGUAAUUUACAACUUCAUAUUAUAUUCGCGGGAACUGGUUACCAACUGUUCCUGGUAGAAGCUAUAAUGACGUUGCACCGACACAACUCAUGGUCCUCGCAGCUAUCAAAAGACAGUAAACGAAUCAUACACGGCUGUCUGCAGCUAAUAGGAGCUCUGUUUGUCCUAGCCGGAACUUUUCUGGCCCUGGCAGAAGUGAACAUGCAAAUCAAUACUGCCCACGGAAUCUGCGGUGUUAUAGCAUUAGCAUUUACUCUAGUCAGUUUCAUCAGCGGCAUAAUAGCGUUAUUUUCUUCUAAAGUAAGGUUAAUGGUUAAAAGCGGACCUGUGAAAAUUUUACAUCUUGCGGUAGGUAUGUUUGCAGUUUCAAUGGGCCUUAUAACCAUCACGAUAGGGUUGAACAUGGACUUCUUCACCGCUUCGCAAGGAGGACUGUCAACAGCGCUAAUAGCUUUUGUAGUGUUAACGUUGUUUUAUGUUAUAAUACAGCCUAUAGUAGACUUAGUGUCUACAACUCGAAAUGUUAUGUGACUAGUCGAAGUCCCGGGUUCUACAGAUGGUGACAGUGUCGCGUAGGUUGAAUUUAAAAUAGUAAGUCGUAAUAAAAUAAUAAACGAUCGUGUAGGAACUAUAGACGAAAAAUUAACCGAAUGUAAUGUCCGUUCGAUUUAUAAUUUAAACCUUUUUCAUAGCUUUAUUUUUAAGGUUAAGUACCUACUUUCAAGUAUUGCAUCUUUUAAUUAUAUAUUGUUUAUAAAUGAAAUUAAAUCCUUAAUGUAAUAAUAAUUUCUUAGAGUGUUGUUGAUUAGAAAAUUUUUAUACGUGUAAUUCAGUUUUACGCGUAUAAAUAACAGUUGACUGGAAUUUAGGCUCACUUUUUCUAACUAACCUGACAACGUUUACUACAUUAUGCUUAUAAACAGUUUUGCGGUUUGGUCUCUUUGUUAGUUAAAUUAUUUCGUGGUCUCAGAAGAUUAGUACUUUUUUUUUAAAAUGCACAAAAUUCAUAAGGGAAAACUGUUUUUUGUUUUUCACUAUUUCUGAAUGUAAGUAACUCAAGCCUUAAGUUGACAAGGAAAAACUAUUUUUAACGCGUUUUUAUUUGCUUGGUCGUAGCUUUCAACGUAUUUUUUACCAUCUCUAAACCAAAGUUCUGUAACAGGAAGAUACUACGAUUUGCUCAUGUUGCUCUUUUUGUCAUAAAAAAAAAACGAGCAAUUUUAAUGGUGUUUCACAAAUUAUUCUGUUUAAUUAACUGUAUAUCAAAUUUAGAACACUUUUAAUUUAAAAAAACAAAAUAUUUAAUUUAAUUUUAAGGAUUUCCAAAAAAACGCUGUUUUUUUGUCUGUUUAUUAGCCUUUCUUAUAUUACUGUAAUAGUUACUUGUAUUGUUAUUAGUUAAUAAUAAUAUUAAGUUCGUACAAGUGACCUAAAUGUUUGAGUGUCGAAUAAAUGUUAAUUUAUACAA
Molecule: messenger RNA, 1910 nt
Organism: Bombyx mori (domestic silkworm)
Lineage: Eukaryota; Metazoa; Arthropoda; Insecta; Lepidoptera; Bombycidae
Exons: 3
Coding region: 182-973 (263 amino acids)
Molecular function (GO): transmembrane monodehydroascorbate reductase activity; heme binding
Source: RefSeq, a predicted model, not a curated record